Messenger RNA from Lathyrus oleraceus (garden pea), 735 nucleotides. RefSeq lists its product as uncharacterized. The record is from RefSeq and is a predicted model, not a curated record. Gene Ontology annotation, molecular function: nucleic acid binding. The transcript has 3 exons. Bases 1 to 735 code for a protein of 244 amino acids. NCBI's taxonomy places the organism in Eukaryota, Viridiplantae, Streptophyta, Magnoliopsida, Fabales, Fabaceae.
AUGCAGCUGUUGGAUGUCCCUGAGUGGAAGUGGGAUAAUAUAUCGAUGGACUUUGUGACAAGUUUACCAAACACUGCUAAAGGAAAUGAUGAUAUAUGGGUCAUUAUGGAUAGACCGACUAAAUCGACUCAUUUCAUUCCGAUUAAGAUUAACUUUUUGUUGCAGAAGCUAGCAGAGAUUUAUAUCAGCAUAAUUGUGAAGCUUCAUGGUAUUCCAUAUAGUAUUGUUUCGGAUAGAGACCCGAGGAAGUGUAGAACUCCUAUAUGUUGGUAUGAGACUGGAGAGAAUGUUAUGAUUGGGCCUGAGAUUGUUCAACAGACCACCGAGAAGGUGAAGAUGAAACAAGAGAAGAUGAAGGCAUCUCAGAGCAGACAUAAAAGUUAUCAUGACAAGAGGAGGAAGGCUAUUGAUUUCUGUGAGGAUGAUCAUAUUUUUCUGAGAGUCACUCCGAUGAUCGGUGUUGGGCGUGCGUUGAAGUCGAAUAGGCUUACACCUUGUUUCAUUGGUCCAUACCAGAUCACUCAACGGGUUGGAGCUAUUUCUUACAAAAUAGCUUUACCUCAGUCGCUGAUGGAUGAUGUGCAUGUGAGGGAUAAUAUGACUAUAAAGGCUUUAUCUUUGAUGAUUGCAAAUCGAGAAGUGAAGCAACUCAGAGGUAAGGAGAUUUCUCUUGUGAAGGCCGUCUGGGGAGGACCUGCUGGAGGGAGCAUGACCUGGGAGUCGAAAGUCGAUUGA